AUGACAUCUCCCAGGAGAAUGAUUAAGAGUCUUUUAGGGCCAAAAGAAAAACUUUGUGUUGGAGCAUGGAAUGUUCGCACAAUGUUUGAAACAUCAAAGACAGCGCAGGUUGCCGAUGAAAUGCAGAUAUGUGGACUUGACAUUCUAGGAGUGAGUGAAUGUCUUUGGUUAAAAUCAGGAAAGAUGAGAGUGAACAGUGGCCAUACCAUCUUAUAUUCAGGACAUGAUGACAAACAUCAAAGUGGAGUGGGAAUAAUGAUAAGCAAAGAAAAGAUCAAAACACUACUUGAGUGGGAGCCAAUCAAUGACCGUUUAAUUAGAGCACGUUUCAACUCCAAGUACUGUAAACUUACAAUCAUACAGUGCUAUGCACCAACGAAUGAUGCGGAAGAAGAAAUUAAAGAUGACUUCUACGAACAACUUCAGAUGGUCGUAUCUAAGGUUCCUCAGCACGACAUGCUGUUGAUGAUGGGCGAUCUGAAUGCAAAAGUGGGUGCUGACAACACUGACUGCGAAAGAUCAAUGGGCAAACAUGGUUGUGGAAUACGCAAUGAUAAUGGAGAACGCCUUAUUGACUUCUGCCUUAACAACAAUCUGGUGAUAGGGGGGACCAUAUUCCCCCACAAGGAUAUACAUAAGUUAACUUGGAAAUCUCCAGAUGGUAGAACAACAAACCAGAUCGACCAUAUGAUAAUAAACAAUAAGUGGCGUAGAUCAUUAUAUGAUGUUAAAGUAUACAGAGGUGCGGAUGUCAACGGUGACCACUACCUGUUGAAAGCUACUAUCAAACUGAAACUACGCAGAAAUCACCAACAGUAAGGAAUGAAAAGGAAAUUUGACAUAGAUAAAUUAAAAAUUCCAAAUAUUAAUAAGGCGUUCAAUCUGGAAUUAAA
Messenger RNA from Ostrea edulis (European flat oyster), 893 nucleotides. Its product is annotated as craniofacial development protein 2-like. Bases 1 to 819 code for a protein of 272 amino acids. Lineage: Eukaryota; Metazoa; Mollusca; Bivalvia; Ostreida; Ostreidae. The transcript has a single exon. Gene Ontology annotation, cellular component: nucleus. Gene Ontology annotation, biological process: chromatin remodeling. The record is from RefSeq and is a predicted model, not a curated record. Gene Ontology annotation, molecular function: catalytic activity.